CACUUAAUCUCUUGACCUUUUUUAAAAGCUUGCUUCCGCUCAUCUGUUCUUGUCAUUCGUUUGAUCCUGGCACUUGCCCCCUUGCUUUCCGAUCUGCCCGUUCCCGUAUAGAAAGCUAGGCACCCAUUUUCAAACUUCACCCAGUUGUUCGAUAGUCCCGUGUCUGGCACGGUAGGGACACAUUGCAAUCAUGUCAUCGGGACCGGUGAAAUACAUUCGAUAUCUUCUCUUCGCCGCCGCGGGUUUGGCAGUUUUCUUUUUCCUCUCCAGAAGCGCAAUCCCAAUCCCCGAAACUAUCGGCUCGAAGUUGAACCCGUCCAGCUACAAAGAUAACUCUGCUUCUUCACCGUCCUCUCAUGACAAUGCUGCUACCCCGAAGGAACAUACCAAUGACUCUUCGGGGAGCGUGAGCAUCCCCCAGGAUGGACGGGUUAAUGCUACGUUUGUCACGUUGGCGCGCAAUUCGGAUGUUUGGGAUAUUGCUAAGUCGAUCCGGAGUGUCGAAGAUCGCUUCAAUCGCAACUACCAUUAUGAUUGGGUAUUCCUAAAUGACAAGGAGUUUGAUGACGAAUUCAAAAAGAUCACCACAGCCCUGGUUUCCGGUACCACCCAUUAUGGCGUUAUUCCAAAGGAACAUUGGUCGUACCCUGAGUGGAUUGAUCAAGAGAAAGCGAAAAAGGUGCGUGAGGACAUGGGCCAAAGGAAAAUCAUCUACGGUGAUUCCGAGAGCUACCGACACAUGUGCCGUUACGAGUCCGGGUUCUUCUUCCGGCACCCUUUGAUGCUGAACUACGAGUACUAUUGGCGCGUGGAGCCCAGCAUUGAAUUGUUCUGUGACAUCAGCUUCGACCCUUUCCGAUUCAUGAAGGAAAACAACAAGAAGUAUAGCUUCGUUCUUAGUCUAUAUGAAUAUUUUGAUACUAUUCCUACCCUCUGGGAUAGUGUGAAGAAGUUCAUGGACAAUCACCCGGAACAUAUUGCGAAAGGAAACUCGAUGGACUUCCUGAGUGACGACGGUGGAAAAACAUACAACAAGUGCCAUUUCGUAAGUUCCUCGCUUACUGAAACUUAAGUGAGCGUCACUAACCAGAAUCUUGUGAGCAGUGGUCGAAUUUCGAAAUCGGACACUUAGACUGGCUCAGAUCUAAGGAAUAUCUAGAUUACUUCGAAUCUCUUGACCACGAUGGUGGUUUCUUCUAUGAAAGAUGGGGCGAUGCUCCAGUGCACUCUAUUGCUGCUGGUCUGCUCUUGGAAAAGGAACAGAUCCACUUCUUCAAUGAGAUCGCCUACUACCAUAUCCCCUUCACCCACUGUCCGACGGGUGAGCAAUUGAGACUGGAUCUCAAGUGCCACUGCAACCCCAGCGACAACUUUGACUGGAAGGGUUAUUCCUGUAAGUUGAUCCUCACUGCUAUUUGGGGGCAGUUACUAACACAGUUCUCCAACCAGGCACUUCCCGCUUCUUCCAUAUU
Messenger RNA from Aspergillus pseudotamarii, 1472 nucleotides. RefSeq names its product glycosyltransferase family 15 protein. Bases 191 to 1072 code for a protein of 293 amino acids. Gene Ontology annotation, cellular component: membrane; Golgi apparatus. The record is from RefSeq and is a predicted model, not a curated record. The transcript has 2 exons. Lineage: Eukaryota; Fungi; Ascomycota; Eurotiomycetes; Eurotiales; Aspergillaceae. Gene Ontology annotation, biological process: protein O-linked glycosylation; protein N-linked glycosylation; cell wall mannoprotein biosynthetic process. Gene Ontology annotation, molecular function: alpha-1,2-mannosyltransferase activity.